Messenger RNA from Argentina anserina (silverweed cinquefoil), 546 nucleotides. RefSeq lists its product as uncharacterized. Bases 1 to 546 code for a protein of 181 amino acids. The transcript has 2 exons. NCBI's taxonomy places the organism in Eukaryota, Viridiplantae, Streptophyta, Magnoliopsida, Rosales, Rosaceae. The record is from RefSeq and is a predicted model, not a curated record.
AUGAUGUGUUUUAAAUUUCUAAAGAGUCUUUGCUUGCAGAUUGAUUCUUUGUUGGCCAAAUUCUGUUGGGGUAACAGAGGUGCCUCUAGUAUCCAUUGGAAGAGUUGGUCUUCUUUGGAUUUACCUAAAUCUCAAGGAGGGAUGGGAUUUCGUAAUCUUCAGAACUUCAAUCAGGCUUUAUUAGCAAAGCAAUGUUGGAGGAUGUUGAUGAAUCCUUCAGCUCUCUGGAUUCAAUUACUUAAGGCUCGGUAUUUUCCGACGGAUAGUUUUUUUUUACAAGCUCGGAGGGGUUCAUCUCCUUCUUGGAUUUGGAAAAGUCUCCUGUUUGGUCGUGACCUUUUGGUUCCUAAGAUUGCUUAUCAAGUUGGAAAUGGUGGUGAUGUUCCUAUCUGGAAUACUAAUUGGUUUCCCCAGGUCACUGAAGCUUUGGUGUUGUGUCUGGGAGUUCAAUUAGCUAUCCUGUUACCAGAUACUCACUUUGUGUUCGAAUCAGACUCUUUCCAACUGGUUAGACUUUUGUUGGAUCAUUCCUUGAUUGCAGACUGA